Molecule: messenger RNA, 1802 nt
Organism: Cryptomeria japonica (Japanese cedar)
Lineage: Eukaryota; Viridiplantae; Streptophyta; Pinopsida; Cupressales; Cupressaceae
Exons: 12
Coding region: 212-1327 (371 amino acids)
Source: RefSeq, a predicted model, not a curated record
AUUUUUGUGGUUUACUUCGAAAUAAACAAAAACAUGACUGUCAAACUAGGAAGAAAAGUGCCAACCAAGCAUCUGUCAUCUCUAUGCAGAUGGAGAUUUGUUGUGUCUUAAAAUUGCUUCAAGUCGAUAUGUGUUAAAUGUUUUGGUCUCGGAAAUUUGUUGGCCAGCACUGCGAUUGGCAUUGCAGGCGAUACACUAAGGCAGCACUGCAAUGAUCGAUUUGGCCAUCUCCCUCCCCCGUGCUUUUCUUCCUAAAUUUCACCAAAUAGAUCAUCCAUGCAAAGAUAAGGUUGCCAUUUGGGCUCCGAAUUUGUGUGGGCUAUCAUCUUCAACUUAUGGGAACCCCUGCACGGUUCAGGUCCAUCGGCAUACUUCAAGGGUUCGUAAACUAACGCAGAUAGAAGCUGCAAAACUAAGUACAGUGACACCUACUUUUGACCGAGAGCUUCGAGCAGUGCUUGAAUUGGCUAGUGAUGACGAGCUUUCUGAGGUUUGGGACAGUUUAUAUGGUCAAAGCUUUUUAAGCCCAUGGUUGAAGUCCAUCACAUACAAUGAUUAUCCUCAAGAUGCAUUAGUACAAGCAGGUGAUCCAGAAGCGAGACAAGCAUUAAUGGAACGCCUCGAGUCUCGGUUUUUGUUCCUGGCUGCAGAUGCCAAAGACACACUAACUGGUCGUAGGCCAUCUUAUCGAAAUGUGUUACUUCAAGUGAGGAAGAAAUUGAAAGUUCCAUGCUCAACAAAAUUAUCAACAGAGGAUAUAGAGGCAGAGAUAUUUCUUCAUCUACUAAAAGAAUAUUCAAGGCCAAGAUAUUCAGCCAAUUCCCCCGUAGAUUACUGCAGUUCUCUUAGACCUGAUCAAAGUCAAGGGCAUAUUCUUGCCAUAGCUAAGCUUGGUGCUGAGGAACUCUUAUCAGUAAUUUUGAAGGGGGGCAGUGCAAUGACUAUCUCAAAACUUCAGCAUUUGCUAGCGAAGAGACUGUCUGGAAAAAUGGUAUUGGAAGCUGCAAAAUGUCAGCUUGCAAAGCAGAUGAUGAAAACGGGUGGACAGGCUGUAGCUACAAAAUUAGAGACACAUGUAGCUUGCCUUGCUGCAAGACAGGGGUUUGCUGGUGCUGCAUCACGUUAUGUUGCUUUCCGAAGUAUGACAAUGUUUCUUGGUCCAUUGUUAUGGGGUACUUUUCUGGCAGAUAUUGUAAUUAGAGCAUCUGAUACAGACUAUGCUAGAAUUGUUCGAGCAAUUUAUGCCUUUGCCCAGAUCCGACUCACACGUACAUAUGGGUGGACAUCUUCUGAACAUCAACUUGGUGAUCAUGAUGUUGAAACCUAAAAAUUCAUUCUCUGGUGUAAAUCCUAAGUUUUAAGGUGAAACUGUGAAGGAGAUAGGCACUGUCUUAGGCAUGCUUCUAUUUUGUAUAGGUAAUGGUGCAACUCUGCUUGUAAACAGAUCUUGAGGAAGAGUGACAUGGAAUUAUGAAAGUAAUUUCAAGUUAGCUUCUCAGCACUAUUUAUCAACAUACUCUGAUUAUCAGUGCUUGGAAUAUUUCUUCUUGUCUUCGUUACUGACAGUUGACUUGCAAGUUGCUAGCAGUGCAUGAGGACGUGAAAUAUCUCUUUGGUCAACAUCCUUGCAUUGUUGAUUAUCAGCUAUUCAAGUCGCUACAUAUUACGUUAGUUAACUAAUGGAACCUUGCCCCUUAUGUACUAGAGGUCCCAAUUUCAAUGCUACACUAAACCCCAGAGGGUGCUUGUGUGAGCAGUUCAAAUGUUUCAAAUAUUAUUUUAUGAUAAAUUUUUUAUAUCAA